Pomacea canaliculata is the source of this 5693-nucleotide messenger RNA. Its product is annotated as calcium-binding mitochondrial carrier protein Aralar2-like. Lineage: Eukaryota; Metazoa; Mollusca; Gastropoda; Architaenioglossa; Ampullariidae. Gene Ontology annotation, biological process: aspartate transmembrane transport; L-glutamate transmembrane transport; malate-aspartate shuttle. The record is from RefSeq and is a predicted model, not a curated record. The coding region runs from base 46 to 2160 and encodes 704 amino acids. The transcript has 17 exons. Gene Ontology annotation, molecular function: L-aspartate transmembrane transporter activity; L-glutamate transmembrane transporter activity; calcium ion binding.
GUCGCGCUAUCACGUGGCUAGUGUCCUUCACCCAGAAAGUGAAAGAUGGCGGGACUCGGCAACACGGGUAUGAACUUCGAGGCUAUUUCAAAAAUAUGGCCUAUUCUAAAGACUGUGAAGUGCGAAGACAAGAAGGAUGAUUUAAUAAAACGUGCUGCCACAGAGGACCUAAGACAAGUGUUCAACAAAUAUGCAACCAAAACUGUUCAGGGAGAACACUUCAUGACCUACUCUGACUUUAUCCAUGGAUACCUAAAGUUGUUGAGCCCUGAUAACUUUGAUGAAUACACCUUAAAUAUUCUUGCCAGUACGGUAGAUACAACUCGUGAUGGGCUGAUUUCUUUCACAGAAUUUCAAGCUUUUGAAGCUUUGCUGUGCAUGCCUGAUGCCAUGUACACAUUGGCUUUUCAAAUUUUUGACCGGAAUGCCAAUGGUUAUGUAACCUUUGAUGAAUUUGAAAACAUUAUUAAACAUACCACUCUCAACAGUAAAAUUCCUUUCAAUUUUGACUGCGAUCUUAUACACCUACACUUUGGUAAGGACAAAUCACGCAAAGUGAGCUACCAGGAAUUUACACAGCUUAUUCAUGAUUUUCACGAAGAACAUGCUGUACAAGCAUUCAGGAGUCUGGAUAAGGGCAAGACAGGCUACAUCAGUGCUAAAGACUUUGAAGACAUUAUGUGUUCUCUCAAACCAUAUCUUCUUACCCCAUUUACUCGUGAAAACCUUGUCACUGUAACUUUAGGUGGCAAGCGUCAGAUGCAGAUCAGCUAUGCAUACUUCACGGCCUUUGUCUCGCUGUUAAACAAUGUUGAACUGUUUCGUCGGAUAUUUCUGGCUGCUACCCGUCGGGAUGUUAACAAAAUGGUGACAAAAGAGGAGCUGCUAUAUCAAGCUCAAGCAUUUGCCCAAGUGACUCCCCUGGAGGUAGAAAUUCUGUUUAAACUGGCCAGUCUUCGUCACCAGACUGGGAUGCUGUCAUAUGCAGACCUGGAUGCCAUCUCUGCUCUUGGUGAUCGUGAAACUCCUUUUAAAAUACAGAUGCAAAUUGCUGAGGUAUUACAAGUUUCCAAAAACUACGAUUUAGAGCAAGGUACUACCCAACGAACACCACUUCUUGCUGUAGCUGAACAAAUGUACCGGUUUACGCUGGGUGCCAUGGCUGGUGCAACUGGAGCCACAGCUGUAUACCCCAUUGACCUUGUCAAAACACGUAUGCAGAACCAGAGGUCAGGGUCAUAUGUAGGUGAGCUCAUGUACAAGAAUAGCAUUGACUGCUUCAAAAAGGUUAUCCGGCAUGAGGGCUUCCGUGGUCUAUACCGUGGUCUGGCACCACAGCUUGUUGGAGUGGCACCGGAGAAAGCAAUCAAGCUUACGGUCAAUGACUUGAUGCGAGACAAGCUUAUGAGAAAGGAUGGCUCCUUGCCUCUGUGGGCCGAGUGUGUUGCUGGUGGAAUGGCAGGUGCAUCACAAGUAGUAUUUACCAAUCCUUUGGAGAUAGUCAAGAUUCGACUCCAGGUGGCAGGUGAAAUUGUUGGCAAGGCACGAGUUAGUGCAAUUAAUGUCAUCAAGGACUUGGGAUUUUUCGGCCUCUAUAAGGGAUCUCGAGCCUGUUUUUUGAGAGACAUUCCCUUCUCGGCUAUCUACUUCCCAGCAUAUGCACACAACAAAAAAUACUUUGCUGAUGAAAAUGGCUACAAUUCACCACAGUCUCUUCUGCUGUCAGCUACCAUUGCAGGCAUGCCUGCGGCCUUUUUUCCUACACCUGCUGAUGUAAUCAAGACAAGGCUUCAGGUGGCAGAGCGUGCAGGGCAAACCACUUACAAAGGCAUUCUGGACUGUUGUGGAAAAAUCAUGAGAGAGGAAGGCCCAAGUGCAUUUUGGAAGGGCUCUGCAGCUCGUGUGCUUCGAUCAUCACCACAGUUUGGUGUGACUUUGCUUACAUAUGAACUUCUUCAGCGACUAUUUUAUGUAGAUUUCGGUGGAAGUCGGCCCGAGGGUUCACAGGCCAAGAAUGUUCACAUGGAAGAAAUACUUUCUAGAAAUCCAGAUCAUAUUGGAGGUUACCGCCUGGCACUUGCCACUUUCGAUGGCAUCGAGACUAAGUUUGGUCUGAUGUUACCAAAGUUCAAGCCCAUACCAGCAGACGCCACCCAGUGAUGUGCAGUGACAUUCAGUCCCAUUGAAGCAGAUUGAUGCGUGUGGGUAGGAAGUUGUUGAUGCCUCUAUGAACACCUCCAUGCAUGGGAAUACUAUUGUGACAUGCUGCUUGGAGAUUUUUAUUAGAUUUGAUGGAGGUUGUGACAUCGUCUCACCAUGAUAUCCUUUCCCGCUCCAUCUGCCUGUCUUGAAGUUUCAUGAUCUUGGAAACUAAUCUUCAUUCACAUGUUUACUCAAAACCAUCCCAGGAACUGCUGUCGUGUUUCAUUCCUUACCCCAAACCCAAUUUUCACCUUUCUUGAUCUCCUUUAACUAAGUGUGGUAAUAAAUGUUGGAAGAGAAGACAUUAGAUAUAAUUUAACCCUUGAUAUCAGUGAAAUGCAUUGCUGCAACAACAUUGACAUGUCGGACACAAGAACAGCAUACAAAGACAUGAAAGACGCUUGCUGUAUAUUAUUCAGUGUAAGGAUAUGUUUUAAGCUCUUAACACUAGAAGGGGUAACAGUUAUUAUGGACUCUCCAAAGUUGUCUUCCUUAAAAAGAAAAAAAUGGCAUAAAUACUGAUGAGCAAAGUUUUACAUUGAGGCAACUAUAGUGGGAAUGAGUUUCAUGGUUCAUCAUGUUUCAUAUUCAUAUGAAGAUGCUUUGGAGCCUGGUAAAUGGCCAGUGCAACAGUAAGUGUGGGGUAGUGAUAUUAGUAGGACCAUAACCUAUUUUAAACAACUCUCUGAAAGGUGUGUCUUCCUUGGUAAAUAUGUUAUGACAAAGCUGACCAAUAGACAAAAUGAUAUUUUCCACAGUACAGCUUGAUCAGACCAAGAGUUGCAAAAUUAUUUAUUAGAGUAGUGUUUCUGUGAUGCACUGAUAUUCUUUGUCAGAUGCACUCACACAUAAUGGGCAAAAAUAGCAGCCCUUCGGUAUCUUAAAAUCAUGCACAGUUUUUAUUUGUGCGCAUACUCAGACCAAAGCAGAUGCCUACAUUUCUAGAUUUGACACCUACUUCCCCAAGAUUUCCUUGUGGAUGUGUGAAUGCACGUGUGCUUUUAUGUAGUUAGGAUAUGUGAAAAAUAAGUGUUUAUAUCACUGCUGUACAGAGAAAGUCUACAUGGGUGAAUUAAGAAUGUAAAGCAAUCCUUUUUGGGAUGUGACGUUUGAAGUAAGCAGACAAUAGCCUCAUGACUGGUUUUACCAAAAAUGGCUAUAAAAUGCCUAUAGCCUUUAAUUGCAAAGGAAGUAGAUGUUAGAUCCCCUUAUCUCGGACAAGAUUAGUGCUGGUGUAUGAUUAUAUUGAUGUGUUAAUAAGUGUAAUAACAGCGACGGCUGAAUGUAUUCAAGCUUACAUGGUUCAAGAUUAAAGCUCUUGUUUAGUGCUAGGAUGAAUGCAGAUGGUGGAAGUAUGCUAUAAUUCUUGUAAAACAUUUGGUGAUGAUCCAUGUCACUGUGCCUGGGUGUACACUUUGGUCAUGUAAUCUUGUUAUUUGGCAUGUGAUAACUUUUGCCAUAUUUAGUGUUUGUAUUCAAAAUGUUUCUCUAUGAAAGCAAACUGUCGUUGACUUAGCUGACAAAUUAGUGUCUCGUGCUAAAGGGUAUCUAGGAAUACAAGGACAGACCUGUGUAAACACUGGCAAGUGAAUUAUUUUUGAAUCAACAUAUGUUCUGCCACUCCCGCCAUGCACACUGAUUGUAAAAAAUUAAAACAUGCAGCUGAUGGCAAUUUUUGCUUUCAUUGUUAACAAUAAUUAUAUAAAUCUGACACAGCUAGUUGUUGAGUGUGUAGCAUAGUAAUAAUUCAAAUUGCUUUGCUGGCUUUGAAUUGGAGAAUCUGUUCUUGCUGCUUCGUUUCCACAUUGCAACAGCAGGAUUUUUUUUAGUCAUACAUAAAUUUUGACAGAAAACACUAUUUUACUGUUUACUUAAGUCAUCUUUUUAAGUCACCAUUUUUCUGUCAGCCUUCAUUAUGCUGCACACAUAUCCUCAAACUUUUAUUAGAAUUAAGCUUAAUUUGUGGUUAGCCUUAGGAUAACUGUGUCUAGACCUUCAUUCUGUUGUUGAAUGUUUCUUUUGUGCAUAAUGUUUGACUAAAUAUACAUACAGGAUGAAGCAUCAUCCUGUGUUUUGUUAAAAAUUUAUUUUUCUAAGAUGUUUUCUGUAGAUAGUGCUGCACAGUACUGCUUCUACUUUUAUUUUAUAUGUUAGUAUUUUCCUUGGCAUCUGUAUUAUGGAGAAUGUACAUUUCGUAGAGGUGACCUUUUAUUUAUAUUUCACAUGAUUUUCAUAAAUACAUUACAGAGAUAGAAGGAUACAUAGUGUGUGAAGUUACAAAUGGUCUACUCAAGAUUCUGUUUUGUUUUGAGGUUUGAAAAGUACCAAGCAGAUUGAGAUGUGGUCUCCAACACUGUACUCUGUAAACUUUAUGUGCAUCAUAGCCUUAGCUGAUUUCAGAAUCUCAACCUCUAGACGUUCUUUUUUUUCCCAGGGGCCUUUCAUAAAAUGAAAUAAGUGAAACCGCAUGUAUGUCAGAUACACUGAAAGUUUUCAAUUUUUCCUAGGUACAUGAUCAUGAAUACAACUGCCUUAAUGUGGAUUUCUUUUCUAAUUCAAAAUCCAUCAAAUAUUGUUGCAAAACUAGAUGGCUGACCCACCUGCCUCAAACAAUUUAAUUAGAUUGUCAAAUAUUGCCAAAGUCCAGCAUUGUGUAUUGACAAAAUUUUACAUUUGGAGACAAUCCAUCUGCGGAAUAUUUAGCCAAAAGUUUGUUUUAAUCCAAGAAAAUAUAUUGCAUAUCAUUUAUGUGUAAGCCUUGCACAGAAGUCUUUAGAAAUAGAAUUGUAAAUUCUUCAAGAAUCACAUUCAGAUAGAUGGCAGAAGGGUAGAGAAACCCAUCAUCUAUUUCUUUUAAUAUAUCUUUUUUGGUACUUUCUCAUUAUCCACUUGAUUUUUGAUUGUAAAAUACUAGGAAAGUUUUUAUGCACUUUGUUUCAAGUAGAUUUGCAUUGGACUGGGGUGUAAUGACUGAGUCAGUAUUGUGUGGAAAGUUUGCUUUUAAAACUGUGUUUCUGCUGUAUUGUGCUUGUUGAGUUGGCAGGCUGUUUAAAUUAUUAUCAGUGUAGUUGACUAAGCAUGUGUACAGAACAGGAUGUCUGUUUUCCAGCAACUUUUGUAAUGCCUGCAGAUUGUGUGCUCUGAUAUCAAUUUAUACAUUGUUUGCUUUACAAUCAAGUCCCCGUAGCAAGAGCUUAAUAAUGAAUGUAAUUCUGCCAACUUCCAGCAGCCUGGUUAUGUGUCUGUUCGGGUGAAUCAAGAAGACGAUUUAAGAGUUGUGCAUCUGAUUUUAUAUUUAUGUGCAGACGCUGAGGUUUUGUGAAAAGCAUUUGUUACUGCAAUAAAUUCAAUUACACAGGCUGUAAAAUUAAUCAGUUAGCUCUUGAGCCUGGUAGAACUUCAGUCUUGGUAUGUCAGCUGUGAAUCUGCAACAAAUUCGAACUUUUUUGCAGUCCUGAUACAUCUACUGCCAGUAAAGGUUGAAAAUCAUA